AUGGUCAACAUUCCGUACGUGGUUCACUCACGCCAGACAUCAUUCGAACUAAUCAUAAUCUUCUAUCGGGACAACCGAGGCCGAGUGGUUAGCGUGCUGGUGCUGCGCAAUGACACAGGAGCCUAUCACCGAUGCGAUCGCUCUGAGUUCUUCCUCAACCGUCAGGAGUUGGAGGUCUUCCAGCAACGUGCAGAUGGUUGGGGACUUAAAAAGGCCAAGAUGUCUUCGGAGGAGGCGACGCAUGCCCGAAACUCCCUGGCGCCCAAACUGUCGAUGGCGCCAGGGCGUAGACACGACAACCGGGUUGUCAUCAAUGUGGGUGGGAACCGGUUUGAAACUUACAAAUCUACCCUGAAGAACAUUCCGGACACGCGGCUCUCCUGGCUAACGGAGACCUCAGCCCACAACCCGGAUUAUGACCCAGUCUCCGGGGAAUACUUUUUUGACCGCCACGCAGGCGUGUUCAGCAUGAUACUAAACUACUACCGGACGGGGAAAUUGCACACCCCGAAUGAUGUGUGCGGGCCCAUGUUUGAGGAAGAGUUGGCGUUUUGGGGUAUCGAUGAAAAACAGAUUGAGCCGUGUUGCUGGAUGUCCUAUAGCACACAUCGUGAGGCCCAAGAGACUCUAGCAGAAUUUGACGGUGGAGAUUUAGAUCAACAAGACGAUGACUUUGAUGACGAGGAUAUCGCACAAAGGUUUGGAAUACAGGAAGGCGAAGGACCGAAGCGGAUGUCACUUUGGGAAAAAUGGCAGCCGAAGAUUUGGACUCUGGUAGAAGAACCUUACUCUUCCCGGGCGGCUGAGGUUCUAGCCCUGGCCUCCGUCGUUUUUGUGGUCCUUUCAAUCACGGAAUUUUGUAUGGAAACUCACAUCUUGUUCAGAGAAACCACUGAUACCAACACUACCAUGACUGAAGACUGGACAGUCAGCCAAAUCAACAACGAGUCAGAGCCAAAACUCUAUCUGAGUGUCAUGGAGUAUAUUUGCAUAUCAUUCUUCACACUGGAAUUGACUAUCAGGUUUAUCUUCAGUCCAAGCAAACUGGAAUACAUCAAACAGCCGUUGAAUUGGGUGGACUUUCUAUCAGUGAUCCCCUUUUACGUGACGAUUUCUGUCGAUGACUCUCUCAAAAAGUCCACCGGCGUGCAGUUCCUGAGGGCCAUGCGCCUCAUUCGUAUCUUCCGUAUCCUAAAACUGACCCGUCACGUGAGCGGGCUUAAAGUUCUUGUACAUACUGUGAAGGCCAGUGCCAAGGAGCUUCUGCUCCUAAUUCUCGUCUUAUUUAUCGGAGUUUUGAUAUUCGCCUGUUUAAUCUAUUUCGUCGAGCAGGUGGACGAGCACGAGAAAAACUCUUUUAAGGACAUUCCGCGGGGUUUCUGGUGGGCUAUUGUGACAAUGACCACCCUGGGGUACGGGGACAUGUACCCACGGACUGCUCUGGGAUACCUGGUCGGUGCUAUGUGCGCCUUGUGCGGUGUCUUGAUGCUAGCCCUUCCAGUCCCUGUUGUGGUCAGUAACUUUACCCUCUACUACUCACAUGUUCAGGCUAGGUUGAAGUUACCGAAGAAGCCGCGGCGUGUGCUGGUGGGGGCGGCAGAUGCCUUGAAGACUCAGACUGCUGUUGGGGAGAGCUUUGACAGCCAGGGUGGUCAAUCACCACAGGGCAGUAUAGGGUCACUCAAAUCCAUGGGCAAAGAGGAUAGUUCAGAAAGUGCUGUGGGUAGUUUCGACAGCGGUAUCCGCUCUAGUUCGAGUGCAGGAAGUGAUUCGACAGGCAUUAGUGUGAUAUUUACUGACGAAAUUGCCCAGUCGUCCCCAAUCCGGGUGAAAACGCCACCAAAAAAUGUGACUAAGAAACCGCCGCCACCGAGACGCCAAAGUUUGAUGCCAGGAAAUACAUCUAAUAACUCUAGGAGAGGGAGCCAGUCGAACGGCCGACGUGACAGUAAUCACAGAAAGGCGAGUACGAACCGAUCACACCGACGUCGCUCCAUCAUGCCUGAAAUGACAGAGGUGGACAUUGACUGA
Liolophura sinensis is the source of this 2031-nucleotide messenger RNA. Its product is annotated as potassium voltage-gated channel protein Shaw-like. Gene Ontology annotation, cellular component: voltage-gated potassium channel complex; presynaptic membrane; dendrite membrane. Gene Ontology annotation, biological process: action potential; protein homooligomerization; potassium ion transmembrane transport. Gene Ontology annotation, molecular function: protein binding; delayed rectifier potassium channel activity. The record is from RefSeq and is a predicted model, not a curated record. The transcript has 5 exons. The coding region runs from base 1 to 2031 and encodes 676 amino acids. NCBI's taxonomy places the organism in Eukaryota, Metazoa, Mollusca, Polyplacophora, Chitonida, Chitonidae.